Acomys russatus (golden spiny mouse) is the source of this 1786-nucleotide messenger RNA. RefSeq names its product tetraspanin 2 (gene Tspan2). NCBI's taxonomy places the organism in Eukaryota, Metazoa, Chordata, Mammalia, Rodentia, Muridae. The record is from RefSeq and is a predicted model, not a curated record. Gene Ontology annotation, cellular component: membrane. The transcript has 8 exons. The coding region runs from base 88 to 753 and encodes 221 amino acids.
CCCGCCCCGCCCCUCCCGCCGGCGCCCGCCGCUCCCGGGGCUCGGCGCGGGCCUGGGGAAUCGGGAGCCCGCAGCCGGGGUCGCAGCAUGGGGCGUUUUCGCGGGGGCCUGCGGUGCAUCAAGUAUCUGCUGCUCGGCUUCAACCUACUGUUCUGGCUGGCUGGGUCCGCCGUUAUUGCAUUUGGACUAUGGUUUCGGUUUGGAGGCGCCAUAAAGGAUUUAUCGUCAGAGGACAAGUCCCCAGAGUAUUUCUAUGUGGGGCUCUAUGUGCUGGUUGGAGCCGGGGCCCUGAUGAUGGCUGUGGGUUUCUUCGGGUGCUGUGGAGCCAUGCGUGAGUCACAGUGUGUGCUCGGAUCAUUUUUUACCUGUCUGCUGGUGAUUUUUGCUGCUGAAGUAGCCACCGGAGUAUUUGCUUUUAUAGGCAAGGACGUAGCUAUACGGCAUGUACAGACCAUAUACGAGGAGGCAUACAGCGAUUACCUUAAAGACAGGGGAAGGGGAAAUGGGACUCUUAUUACCUUCCACUCAGCAUUUCAAUGCUGUGGAAAAGAAAGCUCUGAACAAGUCCAGCCCACAUGUCCAAAGGAGCUUCCUGGCCACAAGAAUUGCUUCGACAAAAUUGAAACCAUAAUCAGUGUUAAGCUCCAGCUCAUUGGAAUCGUCGGUAUUGGCAUUGCAGGUCUCACGAUCUUUGGCAUGAUAUUCAGCAUGGUGCUUUGCUGUGCAAUACGAAACUCACGAGAUGUGAUUUAAAGACACUUCAUCAUGAAAAUUGCAAUCUAGAGUUCUCAUACUAAAUGUCACAAGAGCUGUCUCAGCUCAUUUUUAAUAUUCAGGAUAUUAGAAGCUAAAAUAAUUUUUGGUCAACUGUAUAUUUGCACAUGUAUGUCUGUCUGACUCAUUACUGACUUGACCCUUGAGUGAAUGUCACAUAUGUGCUCUGUGAGUUUCUGGUAUAUGCACUGCACAUACUUGUAUCUGUUUCCUGGGGAUCCCGAGUCCUUGUUUGCAAGCAGAAUAACUGAUGUAAGUUAAAAAAACAAAACAGUAAUGAGAGACUUCUAACACCUGGCUCUUCAGGAAAUGUAAUAAUGGGCCCAUUUCUCAGAUUUUAGCCGUGAAAGUUAGCUACAUAAAAGAAUCCAGAAUUUCUAGUUAAUGGAAGAUAUAAGCUAUAAGACUUAAGGGAUCAUGGAGAAAUAUCAAGACUGAUUGUAUCUAAGUUGAGUGUAAAAGUUUCUUGGAAUAUAUAUAUAUAUUCUCCCCAAAUACAGUAAGCCACAGUUUCAAAGCUAAACACAUCUGUAAAAGUAAAUAUAGCAUGGAAAAAUCUAAUUUGAAAAAGUCAUGCGUUCUUAGUAUUUAAAAACAGAGAACUUCUCUCUGGAAAAAGAAGUUGCAUAGACAAGCAUGUGCCCCAUAAAAGUGAGUGCUUUUAGGACUAAAAAUAACAACUUUUAAGGGGGGAAAAAUGUUGUUAUACAAAGUCAUGCAAAUGUUGCUUUAUCCCUCUUCUUUCCUGACUCAGCUUUGAACUGCUGGAAGCCUCACUUUCCCCAAAGGGCUUUUAUCUCACACCCUGAGUGCUUCUCCAGCUGUGGUGACAGGCAAAAGCAAGAACCCUGCAGUGCAUGCUGGGAGAACUCUCACUGGCACCUUACCUUCAGAAUACCUCAUGACUUGAGUUUACAUAUUUUCCUAAUUUUUUGCAUUUUCCUAUUUAUCUGUGUAGAGAAUUCUUCUAGAUUAAGAAUACAGUUUUAUCCUUUAAAAUAAAUAACCUCCC